UUCCACGUACCCCAGGUGCAGACAAACCGGCAUACUGCAGCUGUCCGCAGUGGUUAGUCCAGUCCUGUUUAGUGACGUUUAAAGUUAAAGUUCACGCCGUAUAUCUGCAAGGGGAAACUACCUGGACAGAUUAAUCAUUCUCUUUAAAGGUUCUAAGAUGAAGUGCUGUGGUCUGCUAAAUGCUGAGAAGGAACCAGUUCCUCUGAAGAGCGUGGAGGUGGAGCUGGAGGUGAGGGCCCAUGUGGCUACAGUGGUCUCCACUCUGAACUAUGAGAACAAGGAGGACAAACCACUGGAGGCUGUUUUUGUCUUCCCUCUGCCUGGAGAUGCUGCUGUCUGUCACUUCAGUGCUAAGAUUGGACAGACAGAGAUUGUAGCUGAGGUGAAGGAGAAACAGAAGGCUCAUGAGGAGUAUGAUGACGCUUUGAGCUCCGGUCAGCAGGCCUUCCUGUUGGAGGAGAGUGAUCAGAGUCCAGAUAUAUUCUCUCUGAGUGUGGGCAGUCUGCGUCCAGGAGAGAGCGCCUCCAUCAGGCUGGAGUACGUCACUGAGCUGGCUGUGCAGGCUGAUGAAGGGCUGAGGUUUUGUCUGCCUGCUGUGAUCAACCCUCGCUACCAACCUCAGGGAAGUGAAGAUGUUUGUAUCCAGGUGACCUCUGUUCCAGCCUCUCUAGUGCCCUACAGUCUGUCUUUCUCUGCUCGAGUGUCCUCUCCUCGUCCAGUCUCUAAAGUAGAGUCCAACUGUCCCCUGGACGCUCUCCAGUAUCUCAACACAGAGCAAACCCAGGCUACGGUCAAGUUGGUUGGAGGACACAAGUUCGACAGAGAUGUUGAACUGCUGAUUUAUUACAAAGAUGCCCACCAGCCCACUGCUGUGGUGGAGGCAGGACAGGCCUCUGCUAAGCCUGGCUCUCUGAUGGGUGAUCCAGUGGUGAUGCUGAGCCUGUACCCUGAGUUCCCCCAGGCUGUGAUGUCUUCAGUGGCCUCAUGUGGAGAGUUUGUGUUCUUACUGGAUCGAUCUGGCAGUAUGGAUGGGGCCCGUAUAAAGAGUGCCAGGGAAACUCUGCUGCUCCUGUUGAAGAGCUUACCAAUGGGCUGCUAUUUCAACAUCUACAGUUUUGGGUCCAACCAUGAACACAUCUUCUCUGAGAGUGUGGAGUACAGCCAGAAGACCAUGGAAGAGGCUCUGAAAAAAAUUGAGGAGAUGGGCGCUGAUCUGGGAGGAACAGAGAUCCUUGAGCCCCUCAAACACAUUUACAGCCAGCCCUGCAUUCCCAGUCAACCUAGACAGCUAUUUGUCUUUACUGACGGAGAGGUGGGGAACACCAAAGAAGUUAUAAAUCUGGUGAGGAAGAAUUCAGGUUCCCACAGGUGUUUCUCUUUUGGGAUUGGGGAAGGGGCCAGCUCUGCUCUUAUCAACGGGUUGGCCAAGGAAGGAGGAGGUCACGCUCAGUUCAUCACAGAUACUGACAGGAUGCAACCCAAAGUGAUGCAGUCACUGCGUUUUUCUCUGCAACCAGCUGUGAUGGACAUCUCAGUCAAGUGGGAUUUGCCAAAGGGAGUGUCUGUUACUGCUCUCUCUCCACCAAUCACAGCACUUUUCCAGGGUCAAAGGUCACUGGUUUAUGCCCAGCUCACUGGACAGAGUUCAGAGGCAGCGGAGGGCUGUGUGACUGUGAAGUACAGCCUGGCAGGUCAUCCCUCUCAGAACCAGCUCCACUUCAGUCUCAAACCUGCAGAGGACACUGGAUUACCGGUCCACAGGUUGGCUGCUCGGACUCUGAUUGGCUCCCUGGAGAUGGAGGAGAGAGGGAGCGGAGGAGAUAAAGAGGAAGGAGUGAAGAAAAAGGUGGUGGAGCUCAGUGUCCAGUCAGGAGUGAGCAGUGCCUUCACUGCCUUCAUUGCUGUCAACAAAGGAGACGGCGAGGUGCUUCAAGGACCUCUGGUGGUCAGAAAUGUUCCAACACCCAGGAUGAUGGCCUGUUGUAUGCCUAUGCCGCAGUAUCGUAAUUCCAUUUCUCGUCUGAUACCUAUGAGGGACUACUGUUACCAGUCCGAUGUCUCAGAAAGCUGUUUGCCCAAGCAGCCACCCAGAGACCCUUUGCUGCAGCUGGUCUCCCUCCAGAAGGCGUCUGGCUGCUGGGUGCUGGAUCCAGCUCUGGCUGCUGCACUGGGAAAGACCAGCGAGGAGGUGGAAAAGCCCAAGCCUGCAUCGGUGAACCAGGAAGUAUGGGCCACCAUUCUGGCUCUGAUCUGGCUUCAUGGUUUCAAGAUGGAUGCUCAGGAAGAGUGGGAGCUUCUGGCUAUGAAGGCGGUGUCAUGGCUCCAUGCCCAGAAUGCCCCAUGUGUGACAGAGUGUGUGGAAGCUGGAAAUGCUCUGUUGGGGUUCAACGUGCAGAAAGACGCCCUGGGACUCUGAGAUUUUCAUUAGAUCUGCACCAUACUAUUUACCUAGCAACAGUUAAAUCUUGUUCUUUUAUGUUUUCUCUUGUUUUUAUGUUGAUUGGUCUUUUGAAUGUAUACCUAAUUUGGUUCCAACAUUGUAAAAGUAAAGUAAAUGAAGUAAUUACAUACAGAUUUUUGUCAGUUUGUGUUUAACUGAAAAAUAAACUUGGAGCUUUGGACAAAAUGAG
Perca fluviatilis (European perch) is the source of this 2630-nucleotide messenger RNA. RefSeq names its product von Willebrand factor A domain-containing protein 5A-like. The transcript has 19 exons. The coding region runs from base 158 to 2416 and encodes 752 amino acids. NCBI's taxonomy places the organism in Eukaryota, Metazoa, Chordata, Actinopteri, Perciformes, Percidae. The record is from RefSeq and is a predicted model, not a curated record.